CGUUUUGACUUUCUACUCUUCCAUUCUCACUUUCUCUUUCCAAUUCUCGAUUUCUAUAUAUACGUAACUACAACGACGUCGCCGCCUUUUUUAAUUCAUAAGGAGUAUUCUUCAUUCCCUAUCCUCUACCCCAUUUUUUCUCUCUGUUUUUCAGAAAAUUCGGGAAAAAAAUGGGGAUUCGUUCAAGAUUUUUCUUCAUUCUUUUCUGUCUCCAGGUGUUACUUGCAAGUGUUGCAACAUCUAAAGCCGAGGCAAAUAUAUCGAAUACGCGUUUUCUUUUGACAUCUAACGACACAAAUGGGGUGAGGCAUGCACCAGGAGUUUGUGCUAUGUAUGACAUAUGUGGUGCACGAAGUGACGCGAAAGUUUUGAAUUGCCCUUUGAAUGCACCUGCUGUGAAGCCAGAUGGCUUAUUAUCAUCAAAGAUUCAAAGUUUGUGCCCCACAAUUACUGGGGAUGUUUGUUGUACAGAAGCGCAAUUUGAUACACUGCGGAGUCAAGCCCAGCAAGUAGUCCCCCUGCUUGUGGGCUGUCCAGCGUGCUUAAGGAACUUUUUGAAUUUCUUUUGUGAAAUGUCUUGUUCUCCUAAUCAGAGUUUAUUCAUCAAUGUAACUUCUACCAAAAAGGUUAAUAACAGCUUGACUGUGGAUGCAAUUGAAUUUUAUGUAACUGAUGCUUUUGGUGAAGGGUUGUACAACUCUUGCAAGGAUGUGAAAUUCGGUACUAUGAAUACUCGAGCUAUAGAAUUUGUUGCUGGCGGUGCUAAAGAUUUUAAAGGGUGGUUUGCUUUUGUUGGUAGACAAGUGGGUCUUAAUGUUCCUGGUUCACCAUAUGCUAUAAAUUUCACCUCUAAUGUACCCGAAUCUUCAGGAAUGAUUCCCAUGAAUAUAUCUGCUUAUGCAUGUGGUGACACUUCGCUGGGUUGUUCUUGUGGGGACUGUCCUUCGUCUCCUACAUGCUCUAGUUCAGCAGCUCCUUCCAUCAGCAAGAGCAGUACCUGUUCAAUUAAAAUGGGUUCUGUGAAGGCAAAUUGCAGUGAUGUUGUGGUAGCAGUGGUAUUUAUUGUAUCGCUUUCUGUAUUUCUUGGAUGGGGUAUUGUUCAUCAGAAGAAACGAAUGAGCCCUGUUUCAAGAACAAAACCGUUGGCUAGUGCCCCUAGCAGUGAUGGUAGGCAUUCAACUGACCAGAAAGAUGGUGAUCUUCCUCUGCCGAUUCUUCGUAAUGGAGCACGACAUUCUGGUGAAGCAAGACUUUCAUUGGUUCAAGUAUACAUGUCAAACUUUUACAGGAUAUAUGGAGCAUGGGUAGCCAGGAAACCUGCUCUUGUUCUUUUUUCAUCCUUGGCAAUUGUACUUGUUCUUUGUUUAGGUUUAGUCCGUUUAAGAGUUGAGACACGGCCUGAAAAGCUUUGGGUUGGGCCUGGGAGCAGAGCUGCAAAAGAAAAACAGUUCUUUGACACCCAUCUAGCUCCUUUCUACAGAAUUGAACAGCUUAUAAUUGCAACAAUUCCUGAUGAAGGGAAAGAGAAAGCACCUAGUAUCUUGACAGAGGAUAACAUUAAAUUACUUUUUGAAAUUCAAAAGAAAGUUGAUGGAAUUCAAGCCAAAUUUUCUGACUCAGUAGUGUCUCUAACUAACAUUUGUUACAAACCACUUGGAUCAGAUUGUGCCACUCAGAGCAUUUUACAGUACUUCAAAAUGAAUGCGGACAAUUUCGAUAGCUUUGGUGGAGUGGAUCAUAUUCAGUACUGUUUUGAGCAUUAUUCUACUGCAGACAAUUGUAGGAGUGCAUUCAAAGCUCCCCUAGAUCCUAGCAUCGCACUUGGUGGUUACUCUGGAAACAAUUACUCCGAGGCUUCUGCAUUUACAGUCACCUAUCCGGUGAACAAUGCAAUUGAUAGAGAAAGCAAUGAAUCAAAAAGCGCUGUUGCUUGGGAGAGGGCCUUCAUUCAACUAGCAAAGGAUGAGAUAAUGACAAUGGUUCAAGCAAAAAACCUAACACUUGCCUUUUCAUCGGAAAGUUCAAUUGAAGAAGAACUGAAGAGAGAGAGCACUGCAGAUGUCAUAACUAUAGUGAUAAGUUAUCUUGUGAUGUUUGCCUAUAUAUCACUUACUCUGGGAGACAAACCUCGAUUAUCUUCUUUUUAUAUUUCAUCUAAGGUGUCCCUUGGACUUUCUGGUGUAAUGCUGGUCUUGCUCUCUGUACUUGGAUCAGUUGGAUUUUUCAGCGCUGUUGGAGUAAAAUCUACACUUAUUAUAAUGGAAGUCAUUCCUUUCCUUGUCUUGGCUGUUGGGGUGGACAACAUGUGCAUUUUAGUCAAUGCUGUUAAGAGACAACCACAGGAGUUGCUCUUGGAAGAACGCAUAAGUAUUGCACUAGUAGAAGUUGGACCAUCUAUUUCAAUGGCUAGUCUGUCUGAGGUAUUAGCAUUUGCAGUUGGAACUUUCAUCCCAAUGCCAGCUGUACGGGUGUUUUCCAUGUUUGCAGCUCUUGCUGUUCUUCUGGACUUCCUUCUACAAGUUACCGCUUUUGUUGCACUGAUAGUAUUUGACUUCAAGAGGACUGAAGAUCAAAGAGUUGAUUGUUUUCCUUGCAGGAAGGUGUCCUCCCUUGAGGACUCAAACAAUGGGACCGGUCUUAGAAAACCUGGAUUUCUUGCUCGUUAUAUGAAGGAUGUCCAUGCGCCAAUUCUAAGUCUCUGGGGAGUGAAAAUACUUGUUGUUUCUGUAUUUGUUGCUAUGGCAUUGUCCAGCAUUACAUUAUGCACCAGGAUUGAACCUGGUCUAGAGCAACAAGUUGUUCUUCCUAGAGACUCUUAUCUUCAGGGAUAUUUUAAAAAUAUUUCAGACGUCCUGAGAAUUGGACCACCAGUAUAUUUUGUGGUGAAGAACUACAAUUAUAGCUCUGAGUCACGACAAACAAAUCAAUUGUGCUCUAUCAGCCAUUGCGAUGCAAAUUCUCUUGUAAAUCAGAUUACCAGAGUAUCAUUAACCCCAGAAUCAAGCUACAUAGCCAAACCAGCAGCGUCAUGGAUUGAUGAUUUUCUAGUGUGGAUGUCUCCUGAAGCUUUUGGUUGCUGCAGAAAAUUUAUAAACGGAAGUUACUGCCCACCUGAUGACCAGCCUCCUUGCUGUGCUUCUGACCAAGCCACAUGCGGAGUUAGUGAAGUGUGCAAAGACUGCACCACGUGCUUUCUUCAUUCAGAUUUGACUGAAGAUCGUCCUACUACUGCACAAUUUAAAAAUAAGCUACCAUGGUUCCUUAAAGCUUUACCUUCUGCUAGUUGUGCCAAAGGAGGACAUGGUGCCUAUACAAACAGUGUGGACUUGCAAGGUUUUGAAAAUGGUAUAAUUCCAGCUUCAGAGUUUCGAACUUACCACACCCCUCUCAACAAACAAGUUGACUUUGUCAAUGCACUCAGGGAAGCACGCGAAUUCACCUCUAGGAUUUCGAAGUCGUUGCAGAUGGAAGUGUUUCCGUAUUCAGUGUUUUACAUAUUCUUUGAGCAAUACCUGGAUAUUUGGAGUACAGCAUUGAUAAACCUUGCUAUUGCUAUCGGGGCUGUCUUCUUUGUGUGCCUGAUUAUUACCUGCAGCCUAUGGAGCUCGUUGAUUAUCCUACUUGUUAUAACAAUGAUAGUGGUAGAUCUAAUGGGGGUUAUGGCCAUUUUGAAAAUUCAGCUGAAUGCAGUUUCUGUUGUUAACCUCGUCAUGUCAGUUGGAAUUGCGGUUGAGUUCUGUGUACACAUAACUCACGCUUUCAUGGUAAGCGGUGGCACUAGGGAUCAACGUAUGAAGGAGGCUUUGGGUACAAUGGGGGCUUCAGUAUUCAGUGGAAUUACACUGACAAAGUUGGUUGGUGUUAUUGUUCUGGCUUUCGCCAAAUCACAAGUCUUUGUGGUCUAUUACUUCCAGAUGUACCUUGCUCUAGUCAUCCUCGGAUUCCUUCAUGGUCUAAUAUUUUUACCUGUAUUCUUAAGCAUGUUUGGACCUCCUUCGAAGAUCGACUUGGAGAAUGAAGAUGCUCGACCAUCUACAUCUUCACAGUUCUAAGCUGAGCUCUAAACCCAUUCUUUUUUUACCCCUCUAAAUUAAUUGGUAGGACGAAAGAAAGAAAAUCAGUUUUGAUACCAUAUUUACCCAUACAAAACAAUGAUUUCCUUAACCCUUAAAUUAAGUAGCUUCUUGUAAAGUGUACCAUCCUUUGAUGAAUAGAGGAGUGAGAACAUUGAGAAUAUGAUUUGUUCAUCAAUGUAAAUAGAUUAGUGACGCGUUAAACGUAUCGCCUCUCAUAGUCUCAUUCUUUAGUUUAUCAAUGUGUUUAUGGCCUAUUCUUUGUCUUUGACAUGAUGAGUUUAAUGUACAGAAUUUGAACCAGUAGUUCAUGUAUCUGAAAUUUGAUUUAAAGGAAUGAAUUUGACAAGUUUUCUUUCAA
Molecule: messenger RNA, 4434 nt
Organism: Spinacia oleracea (spinach)
Lineage: Eukaryota; Viridiplantae; Streptophyta; Magnoliopsida; Caryophyllales; Amaranthaceae
Exons: 39
Coding region: 171-4052 (1293 amino acids)
Biological process (GO): sterol transport
Cellular component (GO): membrane
Molecular function (GO): lipid carrier activity; sterol binding
Source: RefSeq, a predicted model, not a curated record